This is a messenger RNA of Dendronephthya gigantea, 2984 nucleotides long. RefSeq names its product glutamate [NMDA] receptor subunit 1-like. The transcript is spliced from 6 exons. The record is from RefSeq and is a predicted model, not a curated record. NCBI's taxonomy places the organism in Eukaryota, Metazoa, Cnidaria, Anthozoa, Malacalcyonacea, Nephtheidae. Gene Ontology annotation, biological process: modulation of chemical synaptic transmission; monoatomic ion transport; synaptic transmission, glutamatergic. Gene Ontology annotation, cellular component: postsynaptic membrane; plasma membrane. Gene Ontology annotation, molecular function: transmitter-gated monoatomic ion channel activity involved in regulation of postsynaptic membrane potential; glutamate-gated receptor activity. The coding region runs from base 201 to 2645 and encodes 814 amino acids.
GCAAGGUCUGACCUUUUUUGAAUCACUUAUCAACGUCUUAUCGUAGUAUAUAUUACAUAUUUCUACAACUAUAUUUAAGUAGCUACCAUACGUUGAUAUAUAAGAUGAAAGAUUUGUGAACUAAAAAGCAAGAGAGUAUUGAAUGGUUGCAACUUCAAUUAGCCACCUGUGUCGGCUAUAAUAUAUAGUUCUCGUGUAAAAUGGAUUACUUGUCAGCCCAUUGCAGUCUUCUGCUUAUCUUUUCCUGUCAAAUUGUUGUCGUAACGGGAAUAUUCAAAGAGGAUGGGCUUUGGAUGUUUUAUGUAAAUAACGGUUCAAAUAUUGGAGAAGACUUGACAGAUCAACUGAGGGAUAAUAAAUCAAUCAAUAUAAACCUCAGGCUCAGUGUAAGUUAUGUGGAGGUGACGAGAAGCGUUCAAAGAAAUCUUCUCAAAUUUUGUGAAAUUUUGACCAAAAUGAAAGUGGUUGCCCUCUUUCUCCCUCCAAACUUGGUAAACAGAAUUGAAUAUACACUUACUGCGAAGCAUCUUUCAAUUCCAGUACUGGAUCUCAAAAAAUCAUUUAAUGACAUACAGGAAAACCAGGUGAUCAACUUGUACCCAAGUAAAAAAGACAGCUUACCGCACGUUAUGAAAAUUCUACGCACAUGGAACCCAGCUGCUUUGAUCUGUAACAAAGAGACUUAUGACGAAAUCAAGUGUCAAAAUACCCAUAGAUCAGAGAAUGAUCUGAAGUUUUAUUAUCUCGUAUCAGGUCUAUCAGCAAAGGAUCGUGCACGGACGGGGGCUGCCAUCUUAGCAAAGAUACGAAAUUUAAAUAUUAAGAUCUUGGUUCUUCUUCUUGACUUGCAAGAGGAGAUCGAUGAACUACUUGCACUGGGGAGAAUGAUGCAGAUGACUGGAGAAAAAUAUAAAUGGAUUCUGCCCUUCGAAAACACGCAAAACCAAGUUUCUCUUCCAUUCAACUCGUUUAUUCUCCAAAUGAAAAAUUCAGCGAUAUUUCAAAAUAUUUUGUUUGAUGUUGUUGAAUUAGUUGAGAUGGGUUUUAACAGUUACACCAACGAAUACCCACAAGCCUCAGUUCCAUUAAGAAGUUGUUUUAACACAUCAGAUCCAUCCUUCGGAGACGGAUUGUUCAGGCAUUUGCUGCAUCAAUCAUUUGUUGGAAAGACUGGGUAUCUUGCCUUUGACAAACAGGGAAGAAGAAUCAAUGCUGAAUACCAGGUUGUUAAUCUAAACAAUGAGUUGGUCACAACUUCUUACGUGUCAUCCAACUUCCAGCCAAAUUUGCCUAAUAAAAUACGAGCGGUUACAGCCGCGUCUGCACCCUUCGUUUAUCGAAACAAGAUGAAAAAGGAACAUCAAAGUUGUGGAACAGGCUUGAUUUGUCAUGUUUACAUCAUGAACCAUACUCAACCAUUUUGUUGUGAAGGCUACAUUAUUGAUUUAUUACACCUUUUAAAAACAGAUUUAGGCGUGGAUAUCGAGGUGCACAUCACUAAAGAUGGAAAAUAUGGCGCGCUAAAUGAACAGACAAACCAGUGGAAUGGUAUGAUUGGGGAACUGGUACGAGACGAAGCCGACAUUGCUAUCGCGGACUUGACGAUCACCGAUGAUCGUUCUCGAGUUGUAGACUUUACUAAUCCUUUUAUGGAGAUUGGCGUCGGAGCGCUAGUGAGAGUUGAUCGCCAGGGUCUUACGCACGGUAUCUGGGCAUUCUUGCAACCAGUUGCCGCGCAAUUAUGGAUUGCAACAUUUCUCGCCAUCUCACUCAUGGGUAUUUUGUUCUGGACAAUGGAGAGAAUUGCGUUUUGGAUCUUGGAUAAGUUUUCCAUACACAAGGACAAGAAAGCAGAUAAAACGCGGAGAGAUUUUUCAUUUGCAGCUAGCGUACAUUAUUCCUGGAGUACCGUGGUGCGCACGCGGGACAAGGUGAAGACACCGUCAAGUACAAGUGCGAAGAUAGGUGCCAUUAGUCUUGCAUUAUGCUUUUUGGUAUUUAUCACAACUUACACAGCACAGCUUGCUGCAUUCCUGGUUGCAGAACUUCAUGUUACUCCAAUUACUGAUGGAAUACAAGACAGUAAGUUUCAGAACCCAAGUGAUGAUCUUCGAAUAGCAACCAUCGAGGGAAGCAGCAUUGAAAGAUUCUUUCGAACAAGUCCUGAUCUGAAAUACAUAAAGAUGUGGAAACACAUGAAGGGUAACAAUGUCCCAUCAAGUGAUAUUGGUGUUGAACGUCUUAAGAAAAAGCAAAUAGAUGUUCUCAUUGGCGACUAUGAGACAGUGGUUUAUAUUGCAUCGCAGGAUCCUGACUGUUCCUUGCGUGUCAUAGGAAAACCUUUCUUCAAAUCAGGGUUUGGUGUUGCUUUGCAGAAAAAUUCAAAUUGGACAUCCAUAAUUACCCAGAAAUUACUUCAGUAUGAAAAAUUUGACACAUUUCAAGAGUUGUCUCACAGAUGGAUGAAAACAUCGUGUGAUAAAAAUGCAGAUAAUGAAGAUUCUAUGAAUUUCAAUACAUUUCGUAGAAUGACAGCCUAUGACGUAUCAGGCAUGUUUGUCAUUCUAGGCGUUGCCAUUGGUUUGUCCUGGCUGUUGUUAAGUGUGGAAUUCUGUUAUAAAAAACGUCUUAGAAAUAAGCAAUAAUUUACUUCUUCGUUAUUCAUUCACCGGCUCCAAUUUGUGAUUUCUGAUAGAAGAUUUCCACAAGGAAGAACCUCCUCGACAAAAGAAGGUUUGACUUUGAGGAUAAAUCGGGGCUGGUUACAUUUAGUGAUUUGAUUUAGCGUGUGUUAACUUUGAGAACCUAAAUAUAUAUAUAUAUAAAACUGAUUAUGUACUGUUUCAGCUUUAGAUAAUUAAUGAAUCUACGUUAUGCGAGGAAGUAUUUGAUUUAUAUAACAAUAUCAGUAAACAUGCAGUAUAUAUUUAAAUAUAUGGUUCAUAUAUAUUAAUGCUAUUCUUCAGUUUGUGGAAUAAAGCAAU